This is a messenger RNA of Diaporthe citri, 489 nucleotides long. RefSeq lists its product as uncharacterized. The record is from RefSeq and is a predicted model, not a curated record. The transcript has 2 exons. Bases 1 to 489 code for a protein of 162 amino acids. NCBI's taxonomy places the organism in Eukaryota, Fungi, Ascomycota, Sordariomycetes, Diaporthales, Diaporthaceae.
AUGAGGGAGGGUCUGGAGGUUGAGGCUCACGCCAUGGAUGUGACUUCUGAUGAGUCAAUUGAUGAAGUUGUUCGUCAAGUCCAAAGCAUAUUUGGCCACCUCGAUGUUCUUAUCAAUAACGCUGGCAUUGCAAGAGCGACGCCGCCUACCGAGUCUCUUUCAACGGAUUACGGACAGGUACUCAACACGAAUGUCGUUGGCCCCAUGUCAGUUACAGAAAAGUUCCUAUCGCUUCUGGAGCGAUCCAACAAGAUCAAGAGGGUUGUUUUUGUCUCAUCGGGAGCCGGAAGCAUCACUAAUUUGAUGACACCUGGAGCUUCCGUGAGAGCAUUCAAAGCCCCUGCUCAUGCCGUCAGCAAAUCAGCACUUAAUGCGCUCUGUGUACAGUAUGCUGUGGCCUAUGAGGAUGAUAAGAGCUGGAAGUUCAAUUGUAGCUGCCCCGGAUAUGUUUCCACAAAUUUGAACAUACCAAGGAAUCAAGACACCUGA